GUGACCACAAGUUUAGAAGACAAUACACUCUGGCCUUAUAAAUAGAAAAGAUAGUUGUGCCCCCGCUUCCCCCCUCCCCCAGUGUUAAGCUGUAUGGCCUCAUCCCAUGGUCCCAGGGCCCAGCCCAGCCUCAUUAAUCAGAGAGAGGGAGCUGCCCCCUGGGAAACGGAAAUGCUCAACGUGCACUCAGUCUCUUGUAGAUCUCACUCUGACAUUUCCCUACCAUGUUUUAUAAUAUGGUAGGAGGUUUAGAGCUGUGAGCUUCCUUUCUUUUUUUCUGGUGAGGGAAGGAAGACCUGCAGUCAUUCUCGAGCCGGGGAGCCAGAAUCGAUGCGCAGAUCAGACUGUCAGGUUGGACUUGCUGUCGGAUGAGCCCUUGGGGAGUGGGGGGAGGGCUCGCUGGACAAGAAAGCCAAGGAAAGUCACAAGUCUGCUGCCUGGUUUCAAGCCUUAAAGGUUCCAUGGAAAUAACCCCAUAGCCGUGCCCUGGGCCAGAUUAAUUUGCCCUGAAGUGUGAUGGACAGAGCUUUCUCCCACUUCCUCAAACCAGUAUCCAAUAUGGUAUUUUUCUCCAGCAAGGUCACAACCAACCAAGUUCUUUUAAGAAACUUGGGGGUCUUCCAGAGAGUCCUAAGAAAGCAUCGCACCAUCGUGUCACAUGAUAAUACUUGCCAAGAGAUAUCUGUCACCAUGUGGAGCUUGGAAGAAUCCUUAUGUGAUACAUUCAUGAUCCUACAAAGAGGGAAGCAACAGUUAUAAUGUCCCAGAAGGCCUUGCCACCAUAGCAGCAAGAAGGGAAACUCAUAGAUGUCUGUCAGUGGCUCAUACAGACUACACUUUCAUAUCCAUGAAUACUGAAUGCUAAUCCAAGGCAAAUGUCCACAUAAUUCUAUGAAAAGCACCCAAAUCAUGUACAGGGGCUCAAGCAGAGGUAAUGAAAGGAGAACAUUAUUCUAUGCUUUUAGAUUUCCCAGCCCAUCCAUUAUCUGUCACUGAAAAAGCUCUGCAGUUGGCAGUGGACUUACUUAUUGACCAGAGAGAGUCUCUGGAGAGAAACAUGAGUAGUAACAAUUCAUGUAUCCUAGCAGAUAUAGCCAACACAGAUUUUCGGUACUUUAUUUAUGCGGUCACGUAUACAGUCAUCCUGGUGCCUGGUCUCAUAGGAAACAUACUAGCUCUGUGGGUUUUCUAUGGCUACAUGAAAGAAACCAAGCGGGCUGUGAUCUUCAUGAUCAACUUGGCCAUUGCAGACUUAUUACAAGUACUCUCCUUGCCUUUGAGGAUCUUUUACUACCUGAAUCACAACUGGCCUUUUGGGGAAGGCCUCUGUAUGUUUUGCUUUUACCUGAAGUAUGUGAACAUGUACGCCAGCAUUUACUUCUUGGUGUGCAUUAGCGUGCGGCGGUUCUGGUUCCUCAUGUACCCCUUCCGCUUCACAGACUGCAAAAGGAAAUGCGACUUGUACAUCAGUGUAGCUGGCUGGCUCAGUAUCUGCCUUGCCUGCCUCCUUUUCCCCUUUCUCCGGAUCAACCACGAGAAGGCUAGCAACCGCACCAAGUGCUUUGUGGAUCUCCCCACCAGGAAUGUGAAUUUGGCACAGUCCAUUGUCAUGGUAACAGUGGGGGAGCUGGUGGGCUUCAUCACCCCUCUCAUCAUUGUUCUCUACUGUUCCUGGAAGACUGUGUUAUCACUAAAGGAGAAGUACCCAGUGUCCCAGGACCUCGGGGAGAAGAAGAAGGCUCUUAAAAUGAUCUUAACCUGUGCAGCAGUCUUCUUGAUUUGCUUUGCACCUUAUCAUUUCAGCUUUCCUUUAGAUUUCCUGGUCAAAGCCAACAAAAUCCAAAGCUGCAGGGCCCGCAAGGUGAUUCUGAUAUUCCACUCGGUGGCCUUGUGCCUGGCGAGCCUGAAUUCCUGCCUAGACCCAGUCAUCUACUACUUCACCACCAAUGAGUUUCGGAGGCGGCUGUCCAGACAAGAUUUGCAAGACAGCAUUCAACUCCAUAACAAAAAUUACACGGGCAGCCAUGUCUCACCGGCAGGGUCGGGACUCUGUUGAAAUCUGAAUGCUUGCACUGACUGAAAGCUCAGAGAUUAAGACAACUUAACAUCCCAACCAGGGAAACAGAUGACAUCAACCGCACAUGUGUGUCUUCCCUGGUUAUGUCCUAGCCCAUCCAUGGGGAUCUUUGUAGAUCAGAGUCUUGGUUCCCAGUCAGGGCAUCACCAGAAUCGGCUUGGCAACCGCUCAUCCCAUUGCCCAUCAAAUCUCUGCAACCGUUGCACUGACGAUAACCAUCGUUCAUUGGCAUUGAAGAGGCAGCAGAGGGUGGCUGUGCCACGAACAGAAUGAUUUUUUUAAAUGUCGGAAUUGUUUUUUUUUUUUAAUUUAAUUCUGCCACAUCAGCCCAUGAGGCCGUUUGUGUCUAAGUGUAGUACAGUCAUCCGGUUAUUCUACCAAACGCAGGAUUACAGUAUAAUCUUGGAUUUGUGGGGAAAACUGACUGAGUACUGGCCUUGGAGACAGAAGAGCCAAAUUCAAAUCAUGACUCCGAUACUUUGUGACACCGGGCAAGUAAUUUGCCUUCUCAAAACCCUGGGCUAUUUUCUGAGAAUAACCUACUAAGUUAUAGACAGAUUUGAAGCUUUUUUGAUCAAAAUCACAGAUGCUCAACAAUACACAUAUUUGUGCUAUAGCCUAGAAAUGAAUUCUAACCUUUUGUUUGAUCAUUAACUCAUUUGUCAAUUCAUCCAAAUUUGGGAGCUUGGAGAUCUUUGUUUUGCCCCUAUAACCAUUUGCUCCUGACCAGUGACCUCCUAAGUCAGAAGCUUCACAUUGCUACUUUAGGAAUAUGAAUCCUGGCCAUUGUUUGGACUUCCUAACACAGGAGGAAUCACUGAUUGCAUUGGAACAGCCAGCCUCAGCCAUGCCCCUUGGGGAACUGUGUUCCUCAUCUGUAUCCCUAGCUAUUGAAAAAGACAAAACGAUCCCCAUCCCCACCUCCUACCUCACGGGAAGAGUACAGACGAUCUCUCUGGGAAGCCUGGAACCUCUUACGAGAUCUUAAUGAAGAAAAUCACAACGAUGAGAUCAUGACUCCCAUUUCUAUAGCUUGAGAGUUUACAAAACAUUGUACUUACACUGUGAGAUAGGGGGGUAUAUGAGAAGCAAACACAAUCUGAGAACACAAGAGGCAGUGUGGGGAAAGGGCAGAGCUAUACCCAUGUUUGAUUCCCACUGUUAACACUUCCCCAGGUGUGACCCUGCAUGUACCUUGGAGUUCUUCUCUGAGGCAGAUCCCUCUCUGAGCUUCAGUUUCCUCAUCUAUUAAAUGGGGAUAAUACACUUAUAGGACCAAUCUCAUAGAGUUGCUCUGAGGCUCAAAUGAGAUGCAUAGGCGGUGCAUCCUUUUCAACCUUCAAGUCUAUUUGUGUGGGAGCUAUUACUACCUGAUAUGCUACUUUUCAUGCCUUUUUUUUUUUUAAAAAAAAGAAAUGUACAUUUAUGACAUGGGGAAAAUUACUUCUUAGACUAGGGAAGAACUGGGUUCCAAACCUGUCUUUGAUCCAUCCUGGUUGUGAGGCUUUGAGCAAGUCAUUUAACCUGUCACGGGCCUGUAUCUGAGUUCGCCAUUUGCGUAAGUGGAGGACAAUUACACAUGAAGAUGUCUCUGUACUAAUGAAAUAACAAGUCUGGACACACACAUCCAUACACACACACACACACACACACACACACACGCACGCGCACGCACACACACACACAUAGAUCCACACACACAUAUGGUAUGUAUGCUCGUCAUCUAGAAGACUAUGUAAAGUACCCAAGAGCUAGCUUUUAUUGGCAGCACAGGGGCUUAUUUGAGAUGUAAGAAUCUAAAGUUAAGAAGUACCUUUGAAAAAUAAAGUGAAAUAGAAAGGAAUUCAAGCAUGAGACAUGAGACCUUUUUUUUAAGAACAAAGUUUUAUGGAUAACUUUUGUGUUUAUAUCACAUUCUUUACCACCCCUACCAAUCAAACCUCCCCAUGUACCUAAGAUAUAUUUGUAAAACAGUUUAGCAAAACCAACAGAUAGACUGAUGAUAUCUGACACCUUCAACAGGAUGCUACAUAUAUAGUCCUUCACUUCUAAAUGAAAGGAGGGAGGGGCAUCUGCUUAUCCCUUUUCUGGGGCCAAAUUUUAUCGUUUUAUUUAUAUAGCAUUCAUUUUUAUUGUAUUUUCUCCAUUUCCAUCAUUGUACUCAUUGCGUAUGCUGUUUGCUUGGGGUUUCUUACUUUGCUCUGCAUCAAUUCAUAUUAGUCUUUUGAUGCUGCUUUGAAUUCCUCAUCUUUGUUGUUUUUUAUAGUACUGUGACAUUCCAUAACAUUUGUGUACCAUAAUUUGUGGUGUAGAAAGCAUUAUAUUUGGUACUGGGGAAGAGCCAAGUUUAGCUAAUAUAUAGACACUGCCUUUAUUUGACUCCAAAGUAGUCUUUUGGGGAGAAAAGCCAUAAAUAUAGAUAAUGCUAAUACAUAAAAUUACAUAGUAAGUAAAUGGGAAAGGUGCAAAGUACUGUGUGAGGUCCUGAGGGAGAAAUUAGUUACUAAAUGAAAGGGCUGGGGGGUAGCACCAGAAUGGGAAAUGGAGGAGCUGGCCAUUGAAUUGCACUUUAAGUACAGCAAUCCACGUGAGAAGGAAGGUAUUGCUAUAGCUGUCCCCUUCUCUUUGAAUCUUCUUCCUCAUGGGAUUUUGAAACCACAGAAUGUUUAGAGCUAGUAGGUUACUUUGAAGUCAUUCAGUCCAAUCUUAUUUUACAGAUGGGGAAACUGAAGGUCCAGACAGAGAUGGCAAAUGAUCACGUCAGCAGGUGACAGAGCCAGUAGCUACCCAGGACUCCUGAUUCCCAUUUAUUCUUCCCACAACUUAUAAUAUUCCUCUACAUAAUAGUCUUUUAAUGCUUCUUCCUUAUCAUGGCUCUUGAGGCCUUCUACAACCUGGCCCAAUUUAUUCUUAAAGAAAUGGACUGGCCUGGAGUUGGGAGAGCCUUUGACUUCUGCCUCAGAUACUUACUAGCUUUGUGACUGGGCAAGUUCCUGUUUCUGAAUAACAACUACAACAGUAACUAACGCCUUCCUCCCAAAAUUGUUGUGAGGAUAAAGGAGGUAAUGGUUAUAAAGUGCUUUGCAAACCAUAAAGCACUAUUGAGAUACU
Molecule: messenger RNA, 5188 nt
Organism: Sarcophilus harrisii (Tasmanian devil)
Lineage: Eukaryota; Metazoa; Chordata; Mammalia; Dasyuromorphia; Dasyuridae
Gene: GPR174
Product: G protein-coupled receptor 174
Exons: 2
Coding region: 935-2056 (373 amino acids)
Biological process (GO): positive regulation of Rho protein signal transduction; phospholipase C-activating G protein-coupled receptor signaling pathway
Cellular component (GO): membrane
Molecular function (GO): G protein-coupled receptor activity
Source: RefSeq, a predicted model, not a curated record